Messenger RNA from Dictyostelium purpureum, 2238 nucleotides. RefSeq lists its product as uncharacterized. The transcript is spliced from 2 exons. Gene Ontology annotation, molecular function: NAD+ kinase activity. NCBI's taxonomy places the organism in Eukaryota, Evosea, Eumycetozoa, Dictyosteliales, Dictyosteliaceae. Gene Ontology annotation, biological process: NADP+ biosynthetic process; NAD+ metabolic process. The record is from RefSeq and is a predicted model, not a curated record. The coding region runs from base 1 to 2238 and encodes 745 amino acids.
AUGGAAAUAACAAUAAAUAUUCCAGAUAAUCUGGUAACCAAUUAUGUCGCAAUAAUUCUUUUAGUUUUCAGCCUAUUAUAUUUAAUGAUACAACUAAAAAAUGGGAACGAGACUAAAAAAUUAAAUGAUUGGCUAAUUAAAAAUAAAGAUUUAAUAAAAGAUAGAAUAGAUAAUGGAAAUAAUUAUGAUAGUAAACAAAAUAAUAAUAAUAAUAAUAAUUCAAAUAUCAGCAAUAAAAAUGAUGAUAAUAUGCUUUUUAAAAAUAAAAUUCAUAACAAUGACAAUGACCACGACGAUGAUAACAAAAAUAAUAAUAAUAAUAAUAAAAAUAAUAAAAAUAAUAAAAAUAAUUUUAAUGCAAGCGACACAAAUAGUUUAUUAAUUAAUAAUAUUAAUAAUAAAGAAAUUGAGCAAAGUUAUAACAAUAACAAUAAAAAUAAUAGCAAUAACAAUAACAAUAACAAUUACAAUAACAAUAAUAGUUCAGAAACCAUAGCAAUUCCAAUAAUAUCAUUAAAUAAUAGCAGUAAUAUUAAAAACCCAAAUAUAAAUAGUAGUGGAUCAUUUGAUAAAAGUAGUUUAAAGUUAUCACUUGAACAAAUAAACAAUAACAAUAGCACAAAUAGUUCAGAGGAUGAACAAGUUCCCGCUUCACCAGUUUCAAAUUCAUUCUUAUCACCAUUAAAUUUUACAACAGGAAAAAGAAAAUCCCAAAAGAAUCAGUUCUAUUACGUUUCAACUUAUUAUUCAAGUUGUGACUUACCCAAUAAAAUUAUGGAUCAAAAUGAUUUAGAUGACCCUUUAAUAAAUGAGGAAAUUAAAUCUAGCGAGCUUUUAAAUAAUGGUUUCAAAUAUAAAAUCGAAAAUAAUUUAAAUAGUAAAAAUAUUAAUAAUAAAAGUAAUGAUGAAAAAAUAAAUAAUGAUAAUAAAAAUGAUAAUAAUGUUAAUAUUAAUAAUAAUGACAAUAAUGAUACAGACAGCGAUAAUAACAGUACAAGCAAUAGUAAUAAAAGUAAUGAUGACGAACAUAAUCAAAGUAGUGGUGAUAACAAAAGCACAAGUGAUGAUAAUAUAGAUUUAAAUCAGAGUAUCAAUUUAUUAAGCUCAGCAAAUUUAAAUAAUAAUAGUAGUAAUCCAAUAAGCAAAUCGCUAAAUAAUUUUGGUAAAGAAGGUAUGGAGAAUACAUUGCUAUCACCAAAUGAAACUUGUAUUAAAAGAUUAAAAAAGAAGAAAUGUAUUUUACCACAAGUUUUACAAUUAAAAUGGAGAGUUAAACCAAAAAAAGUGUUAAUUAUAAAAAAAUACAAUGAUGAAACUAUUAACGAAUUAAUUCCAGGAUUGGUUAGUUGGUUAAGGGAUUUAGGUAUUACAAUCAUUAAAGAGAGUGAAGAUUCAUGUGAUGAUCCAUUAGCAGAGCCAUUAACUCAAGUUGAAGAUCCAUAUUCAAUCGAUUUUAUUAUUUCAAUGGGUGGUGAUGGAACUAUACUUCACACUUCAUCACUAUUCAAAACUUAUAUACCACCAAUUUUGUCUUUCAGUUUAGGUUCUUUAGGAUUUUUAACAGCAUUCGAUUAUUCACAUCAUAGAGAAUACAUUCAAUCAGUUAUCGAUGGUAAAUGCUUUGUAUCUUAUCGUCUUAGACUAUCAUGUACAGUGGUUAGCUCCGAAACUCAAGUUAAACAUCGUUAUCAAGUAUUAAAUGAAGUUACCAUUGAUAGAGGUACAAACCCAUAUCUUUCAAAUUUAGAGUGCUGCUGCGAUGGUAAAUUAAUCACAAUAGUUCAAGCAGAUGGCUUAAUUAUUGCAACUUCAACCGGUUCAACCGCUUAUUCCUUAUCAGCUGGUGGUUCUUUGGUUCAUCCAACCAUUCCUGCUAUACUUAUUACACCAAUUUGCCCUCAUACACUUUCCUUUAGACCUGUUAUUUUGCCAUCUACCUCUGAGUUGGUUAUUCGUGUACCUGAAACUAGCAGAUGUCCAGUUUGGGCCUCAUUCGAUGGUAAAAAUCGUCAAGAGUUAAAUAGAGGUGAUUUCGUUAUCAUUAAAACAUCAAGAUGGGCUGUACCAGUUGUUUGUAAAACCGAUGAAAGUAAUGAGUGGUUUGAAAAAUUGGCUCAAAAUUUAAAUUGGAAUGUCAGAAUGGUACAAAAAUCUUUUAAUCCACCAAAUACAUCAAGUAGUGAUAGUGAAGGUUCAAGCAAUGGCAGCACAAGUAGUUUAUCAACUUUAAAUAAAUAA